Messenger RNA from Solanum verrucosum, 478 nucleotides. Its product is annotated as FCS-Like Zinc finger 3-like. The coding region runs from base 12 to 461 and encodes 149 amino acids. The record is from RefSeq and is a predicted model, not a curated record. The transcript is spliced from 2 exons. Lineage: Eukaryota; Viridiplantae; Streptophyta; Magnoliopsida; Solanales; Solanaceae.
UAAAGAAGAAUAUGAUAGGUAAAAUGAGAAGAACAACAAGCACAACAAGGAUUACCGUUGAUGUGAUGAUCAAUGGAGAAGGAAAACCGUCUGAUCUUGAUCUUGGUACUAAUUAUGGAUUGUAUGGUCAUGAUCAUCGACACGUGUCAUCAAAAUAUCACCAUAGAAGUUCAAGUUAUCAAGGUUUUCAUCAUCAUAUAGAAGAAAAAGCUCAUUUCUUGACAACUUGUGGACUUUGUAACCAUCGAUUGACACCUUCUCGUGAUAUCUACAUGUAUAGGGGUGAUACAGCAUUUUGUAGUAUGGAGUGUAGGGAACAACAAAUGAAAAGUGAUAAAAGAAAAGAGAAAUUAAAGCUUCUUGUCCUUAAAAAGAAGAAUGAAAAUUAUCAAAAUUACUCAGAAUUGCCCUUUGCUAACUCUGAAAAUUCUGGCAAGACUAAAACUAUUGCAGCAGCUUGAAGGGUAAUUUUGGAAAA